Anopheles merus is the source of this 3706-nucleotide messenger RNA. RefSeq names its product neurogenic protein big brain-like. Gene Ontology annotation, biological process: transmembrane transport. Gene Ontology annotation, molecular function: water channel activity. The coding region runs from base 500 to 2377 and encodes 625 amino acids. Gene Ontology annotation, cellular component: plasma membrane. Lineage: Eukaryota; Metazoa; Arthropoda; Insecta; Diptera; Culicidae. The transcript has 6 exons. The record is from RefSeq and is a predicted model, not a curated record.
GCUCGUAACGGAAGGACGUGUUUUUUUGUAGUUUGCGCCCCGGCACCGAGGGAUCGAACCUCCGGCCGAAUUUGUUCCGUGUGCAUCGUACUGUGACAGUGGGGCAGUGUGCGUUUCUUUCUACAUUUGCUGCAGUUUUAUUCAACAAGUGGUGGUUAAUAAACGAUUUUUUCUACUUCCCUGCUUCCACCAACCAUGCGGACAGUUUAGCAUAUUCCAAGUGCGCAGUGUGUGAGUGUGUGUUUUAAGUCGUGUGGCAGAUCAAAAGUGUGCAGUUUUUUUUUUUUUAAUGCCAGUGGUCUGUAUAGUGGUCGAACUUGAACAACAUUCCAGCAGUUUUUGCCCAAUUGACCUCGACGUUCGAAGAAGAGCCGCGUCCCCUCCACUAACCGAGCAGAAGGGUCGGGAAUUGAUUUGAUUGAGUGAUUUUAUUCGUGUCUGCGCGUGUGUGUGUUUGUGUGGGUUUGUGUAAUUGUGUGUACUAACCUGCGUACGAACGAUGGCGGACGAAAGCCUGCACGUACCGGACACCAGCAUCGACUUCCACAUCGUCCAGCUGUUCGAGCGGCUCGAGGCGAUGCGCAAGGAACCGGGCCAGAAGCUGUCCCGGUCGUUGCAGGGACGCAUCAACAUGCACACCGAGCUGCGCAGUCUGGAGCUAUGGAGAUCGAUUACGUGCGAAAGUUUGGCCUCCUUCUUCUACGUGUUUAUUGUGUGCGGUGCGGCGGCGGGUGCCGGGGUCGGCGCGAGCGUAUCCUCCGUCCUGCUGGCCACCGCCCUGUCGUCCGGCUUUUCCAUGAUUGCGCUAACGCAGUGUUUCCUGCACAUUUCGGGUGCCCAAGUUAACCCGGCCGUGUCGAUCGGGAUGCUUGUCUCGCGCCAAAUUUCACCACUGCGUGCCCUGCUGUACAUUGUGGCGCAAAGUGGCGGUUCUAUUGCUGGUGCGGCCCUGCUGUAUGGUGUCACCGUGCCCGGUUAUCAGGGCAAUCUGCAGGCGGCCGUUUCCCACAGCUCAUCCCUCGCCGCCUGGGAGCGGUUCGGGGUCGAGUUCAUACUGACGUUCAUCGUCGUGCUGGCGUACCUCAUCUCGACCAGCUCGUUCAAGAAGUACUUCGGCUCGUCCGCGAUCGCCAUCGGUGCGGCGUACAGUGCGUGCAGCUUCGUAUCGAUGCCCUAUCUGAACCCGGCCCGCUCGCUCGGUCCCUCGUUUGUGCUGAACAAAUGGGACAACCACUGGGUGUACUGGGUCGGACCGAUGGUUGGCGGUGCCGUGUCCGGUGUGCUGCACGAGUUCAUCUUUAGCGCGAAGCGCUCCUCCAAGCGCACCAAGGACGACGUCGACUCGAGCCUAAACUCCGAGGACGACAUCAACUACGACAUGGACCUGGAGAAACCUCAGCAGCAGCCACCGCACCAGGGCAAGUACCAUCAGUACCGGCCACCGAGCGGCACUCUGACCGGUAGUCAGCAACGCUACUGUCAAAGCAUCUACACGGCCGAACCGACGUCCAAGGUGGAGCGCGUUGAACCGAUCUACGGCGGUACCAAGUCCAUGUACUGCAAGUCACCGCCGCUGACGCGUGCCAACCUGAACCGGUCGCAGUCCGUGUACGCCAAGAGCAACACCGCACUGAACCGUGACCUGCCGGUACGUUCCGGUCCGCUAGUGCCCGCCCAAAGCCUGUACCCGCUGCGCGUGUCGGCCGCACCGCAGACACACCUCCAGAACCAGAACGUACAGAACCAGCUGCAGCAGCGCUCCGACAGUAUCUACGGCAUUCGCAGCUCGAUGCGGCAACCGGGCCCACCCAGCGACGGGCGCAUGGGCUCCCAGAUGCCACCGCAGAUGGCACCGCUCGGUGAUGGGCCACCGGGGCAGGGCUUCCAGCCAAUAUACGGCUCGCGCAACAAUCCCAACUGCUCGACCGAUGCGCUCAAGUUCGACCGUCAGGAUCCCAACAGCCGUGACGAACCGCCCAACUGCAAGUUCUCGCGCGGCAACGCCACCAACCGGCCGGAAUCGAUGUAUGGUGGGGCCGCCGGCCAGCGGCGCAUCCACUCGGCCCAAUCGGACGACAGCUCGUACGGCUCGUACCAUGGCCCCGGGCCAGCACUGACGCCCCCGACGCGUAACGCUAGCAACAGCAGCAGCACCUACAACCCGGUCGUCGGUACCGUGCUGCCCAACUACGAACGGAAGACGUCCUCAUCGUCCUCCUCGAACCAGCAGCAACAGCAACAGCAACAGCAGCAACAGCAGCAAUCGCGCAACGGCCAGAAUGGUACGGCCAGCAUACAGAACACUAGCUUGCCGCCACCACCACCACCACUGCACCACACGAUGCCAUACGCGAUGCAUUCCGUGAGACAGAACUAGAUCCUCCAAAUACUCCCCUUUCCAGAAAACACUAAGCUAGUUACUCCAAACUGAUCGAGCACGAUCGGUCGCGGAGCUAGAAUGUAAGUGCAUUGAAUGUGUGCGUUUUGUUUGUGUUUGAGUGAUUUUUGUUUAUUGUGCUGUGUGCUUGUGUGCGUGUGUGUGAGUGUUCCUCUUAAUGUUUAAGUUUCACCCUCAAACCGUUCGGUUUCGGGUGGCGACAAACCUUUUUCUUCGGAAAUUUCCCCAGUGAGCUAAGCGUAGAGUCGAUUGCGAUUGACCCUAAACCGGAUGGAUUGACUGUUUCGAUUGAUCGUGAUCAAUUGAUCCAGCAGCGAUCUCGGUCAAUUGCGGUUAACGGCAAUCAAUUUAUAUAUAAAUCCUAAUAUCCCCCCCCCCCCCCCCCCCCCCUGGGACCUCGCUAAAGGUCUCGCCUCUCUCAACUCCCGCUCAACUGGGACCUCGCCUCUCUCAACUCCCACCUGGGACCUCGCUAAAGGUCAGUCUACACACGCUUGUAAAUGGUGCCGACAUUCGAUAGCUGAGCGUUCUUCCCCAAACCCUCACAAUCCGGUUGAUAAUAAGACUGAAUUCAUCUCCAAACUACGAUCACUCGUUAUCGGUUUCGAAUAGCUAGUGCGGAUUGUUUCCAGAAAUGCCAUAUCGUGUGUCAGUUAUACAUUAAAAUCUUGUACUCAAGAGAACGCGAAAGAAGACAGACAAAGCAGAGACGUUUGGAUGAUUUCUUUAGACGCACACUUUAUGCGAAUUCCAAAGCUCAGACUGACUUAACAAAUUUGUAUAGUAAGGUUAUUUUCUUAUCAGUUCCAUCUGGGUUCAGUUUUGAUGAACUCGUUUAUAAGUUUUACACUUCCCCCUUCUAGUACAAAUGUAAAUAGAUAGACAUGUGGAGGUUGUUUUAUGUUUUAUGUUUUUACGCUUUUAAUUUUAUUUUAUUUUUGCGAGUAGACAUUCAUGUAUCGAGGUCAGUUUGAUGCGUAAAAUUGAAGGAAGGAAUUGUUGUAGGAAGAACGAGUAAAAGUUUAGAAGAACUAAAGCAAUGCACACGAUAAAUGUAUCGACCAUGUUAGUAGCUUCGACUGUAUCGGUACACUGACGCUGUGUUGUAUUGACGCAAAGUUGAAUUGUUCAUAGAUUUAUUGAAGAAAAAAUAGUAUUAUACUGCGUGAGAUAGGAGCUUGAUGCUUGUGCGUCUUUCGAACGGUUUCGUGCACUGUACAUAUUUAUUUGUGAUUAACCUAGACCAGAAUGUAACGACUUUAACAAAUUGUAGCAACACAUCGAAUUGAAGCUAAAAUAUAUAACAAA